UUGCCAUGGAUACAGUCAACCGGAGUACUGAACAGUAAAAGAAGGAUUUGAUUUGAUUUCUCUGAGACGACCGCUUGAGUUAAAAAAAACGGCUUCCAGGUCUGUACGUGUGUCCAGAAGAUACAGUGGAGGACACUGCAGAGUGAGAACAGACGGAGCAGCCAUGUCUCAUGGAUGGGGAUACGGACCGAGUGACGGACCUGAAAAGUGGGGAGAUGAUUAUCCUGUCGCUAACGGGCCGAGACAGUCUCCCAUCAACGUGGUCCCCAGGGAGGCCCAGUACGACGCCUCUCUGAAGGCUCUGAAGCUCCGCUACGACCCCUCCAACUCCAGGGGCAUCCUGAACAACGGACACUCCUUCCAGGUGGACUUUGUUGACGAUACAGACAGCUCCACUCUGACCGGUGGUCCUAUUUCUGGAACGUACCGUUUGAAGCAGUUUCAUUUCCACUGGGGAGCCAGUGAUGACAGAGGCUCAGAGCACACCGUCAACGGCAUCAAGUUCCCCUGUGAGCUUCACCUGGUGCACUGGAACACAAAGUACCCAAGCUUUGGAGAGGCAGCCAGUCAGCCUGAUGGACUCGCUGUGGUCGGCGUCUUUCUGAAGAUUGGUGCUGCCAACCCCAGGCUGCAGAAAGUUCUGGAUGCUUUGGAUGCCAUCAAGUCCAAGGGCAAGCAAACAACCUUUGCAAACUUUGACGCAAAGACUCUUCUUCCUCAGUCCCUGGAUUACUGGACCUACGACGGCUCUCUGACCACGCCCCCUCUGUUGGAGAGCGUCACCUGGAUUGUCCUGAAGGAGCCAGUCAGUGUCAGCCCUGCACAGAUGGCCAUGUUCCGCAGCCUCCUGUUCUCUGGAGACGGAGAAGCUCCAUGCUGGAUGGUGGACAACUACCGGCCUCCUCAGCCUCUGAAGGGCCGGCAGGUCCGUGCCUCCUUCAAAUAAACCUCAUCUAGUCUUCAAAGCGUCCCCCGCCCACUAACCCUGUCCGUCCCUUAUUUCUCCAACCUUCUCGCUUUUGUUGUUCUGCAGAUGCAGUGUUUCCUUAGCUCAUAAUUACUUUCUAUAACUUCUGUCACAUAGUCUACAGGUGGCGUCAAUUCAAGAGCUUCUUAAAGUGCUUUUUAAACUUUGAUAUUAUUGAGACACUGUUUCAGUGUCGGUCACACAGGUCUUAUCUUAUUAUGAGCUAUACGUUUGUUUUAUUUCAUUUAAGGCCGUGACUCACCUGACCACAGCGACAGGUACAACUGUCCGUCUUUUAGCUAAGAAUAUAAAAAGGAUUUGAAUCUCUCGGUCAGCUUCCUGAAGCUCCUCUAUGCAUUUCUUUGUAUCAUGGAUUGUGCCAUAGACGGCUCGUCAGACUGUGGAGGCCAGUGUUCAGAUUGAUACAGACCGUCCACACUGAGAUCUGACCUGAUGUUUUCAGCGGUAACUAUUAGUCCUAUAAGUAAGUCAGGCACUUUGGCCUCCACUCUCCAGCUGUCAUUUCUAUGCAAAGUAGAUAGUUGAUUUAGAAUCACCUCGUCGUGAUGGCGAUGCUGUUGAAGGCUCCGGUAUGUUGUGCAGCAGUUUUUUUAUUUGGCAGAAGGUUGUGUCCAUGACGUGAGUGACUAAAAGAAGAUGUUUUCACCUGUUCCCUCUCUCAACUUGUCAAAAGGUGCAUUUCAACCAAGAGUUCCAGGGUCUUUUAGCCCCCAGAACUACUUUUCCCCUGAACUAAAAGGUUCCUGUGCCUCCAUUGUUGUCUGCGUUUCGACCGCGAGCUGAAGUCCCGGGUAGAUAUUUUGAAAUCUUAAUAAAAACUAAACUAGUUUGCAUUCCCAGGAACUCCCUCUGUGUUUCAACAACUGUGUAAACUCCACCAACAUUGACACGUUCAACCGAAAGUCCCAGGACCUUUGAAAAGUACAACACCCCAAGCAGGGGGUUUUUAGGGGGAAGAUUAUCUACCCCUGAACCAAAUUUAGACCCUGGUUCCUCCAGUUGUAACACACCUAAUUCAGGGGUAAAGUCCUUAGUUCCAGGGUAAAGUUCCUGCGGUCGAAAAGUGCCUAAACAUGGCAGCUUCAUCAGAGACCCAACGCUACCUUAUGGGACCCUUCAGGUUCUGCUUUGACCUCAGAACCGGCUGUCCUCUCCAGCUUAUUGUUAUCUGUUGAAUCAGGUAGAGUAAAGAAAGUAAAAGCUAGCAUGGGAUGGUGGCCUGAGGUCAUGCAGAGGUCAAUAUGUAGUACUUUAAUAACAUGGUAUGUUAGUUUAGAAUUAAUGCAUAACAUUGAACACAACAUUUUUUGGGAGGCUCCAAAACUCACAGAAUCUAGAACAUUUAGCAGCAGACUUCAAGUAAAGUCUAACCGUGUCUUUCCUCUAUUGUUUCUAACCUGACUCAUUACUUUGUUGAGUCUUAUGACAUGUUUUAUAAAUAUUAAAACCAUCUCUUGCUAAAUUGUCACUUGGCCUGUGACGUCUUGAAGCAUACAGCUGCUGUGUAAGAAGUUGAGAUUGGGAACUCUUCCUGGUCCGUCCUAAGUUCUGGGUUCAGAGAGCUUUUGUUUCUGUUUGUUGCUCUACAGUUUAAAUGUCACUCCAUGUUUUAAAAACGAUGAGCUGCCUAUCACCACAGUGCAUUAAACAGUGAAGACUCAUGUGGGAGAGAGAGUUGUCAUGUUGGAAAGACUUGAUGAUUAUGAUUCAUAAGAGACCAUCACAAUGUAACUUUUCUAGCUUUUAUAUGAAUAUCAUUAUAAUGUUAUGAAGAACAGCUCUCAGACUGUUGCUGUAAGAAGAACAGCAGUAACCCUUUAAAGUACAGAUCCAUAGUUUUGUGUGAAGAAAUGUUAUUCAUGGAAAAGACUUGUGUCAAUAAAAACUCAUAUAUAAUCUAA
Notolabrus celidotus (New Zealand spotty) is the source of this 2889-nucleotide messenger RNA. It is a transcript of the gene cahz, whose product is annotated as carbonic anhydrase. The transcript has 8 exons. NCBI's taxonomy places the organism in Eukaryota, Metazoa, Chordata, Actinopteri, Labriformes, Labridae. Gene Ontology annotation, molecular function: carbonate dehydratase activity; zinc ion binding. Gene Ontology annotation, biological process: carbon dioxide transport. The record is from RefSeq and is a predicted model, not a curated record. Bases 164 to 946 code for a protein of 260 amino acids. Gene Ontology annotation, cellular component: cytoplasm.